Closterium sp. NIES-67 is the source of this 1489-nucleotide messenger RNA. NCBI's taxonomy places the organism in Eukaryota, Viridiplantae, Streptophyta, Zygnematophyceae, Desmidiales, Closteriaceae. The record is from the annotation of a GenBank genome assembly.
UCCCGUGAAUUCCAGCGCUCUUCGCCCUGGCUUUCCCUGCCAUCAAGAAAACUCAUAGCCCAACGGCGAUGUUAUAGUUGGCAUAAGCCAAGACAACUAUCAAGGCACUAUGCUUGCCAUUCAGAUCCCUCACGGUCGAAAACGAGCAGACUUUUCUCUCUCACCCACACGCGAAAGCUGUUCUUCAACUUGAGCUUGAAGGUUGACGCUUGAAGAUUGAGGCUUGAAGCUUGAAGAUUGAGGCUUGAAGCUUGAAGCAUCGCACCUCCCUAGUGUGCGCACUCACGCAUCGAGCUUCGCAUCCCUCUCUCGCGAUGGCGCAAAUAGCCGCACGCCUCAUGAUCUUGUUUCUCGCAUCCACGUGCGUGUCCUUCACGCACGCCUCCUUCGUCAACCAGCUAUCUGCGUCGGGUUACACAGAUUUCGCCAAUCUUCUUUCGCACGCGGGCCUCGAGCGCGAAAUUGACGGCAUGAUCGCGAAGGGGCGCACCGUCACGGUCUUCGCGCCGACCAACGCAGGCAUCGCCGAACAUAUCUCCCCUGUCGGCCUUACUACCAUGGUCCUCCCCGCUAAUCGCGCCGCUCUGCGCCAGCUCCUCCUGCACCACUUCAUCCCCCAUAGCGUCUCGCUCUUCUCCUGGAAGGGCGCCGCCACGUCAUCCACGGGAUCCGCUAUAAGCCUCUCCAUGGACGCGCUUUAUUUCUACGCGGGGGGCGUGCCUGUGCAGGAGGUCAACGCGCUGGCGGCUAAGAACUUCGUCGUGCACUCCGUCCGCGGCGUGAUCGUGCCCGCGCCGCUGGCCGCCUCCAUGCGACCUCUGCGACCGCAGGCGACGUCGUCCGCAGUCGUAGCCGGCGGUUCGCGGCAAUCGCGGAAAAUGGCGCCUGUGAAGGCUGCGGCUGUUGCGGAACGGCGCGAGGACGAGCUUGCGGCCGUUGCGGCGGCAAAAGCGGCGGCGGUGGCGGCCGAGGCGGAAGCCAAGGUGUCGAAGGUGGUGGCGAAGUUGGAAACGAGCAGGAGCAAGGCGACGACUCAUGCUACUACAAGUACUACUUACGCUACGACGGGUGGUAGCGUUGCGACUGUCACGAAGGCGUCGGUUUGAGCAUCGCAUGGCGUGUCCGUGCUUCCUGUGGAGUCUUUCCGCGCCCGACGUUGUUGCGGGCCUCCGCCCGUGUCCGUUUUGCGCUGAUCGCCCCUCAUCCCUCAUCCCGAAUCUCCCCCCCUCCCCUCCCAUCCAUUCCCUCCCUCCAUUUCCGCCCUUCACCGUUUCCACCUUCCGCACCCUCAGUUUUCCUAUGGUUUCUCACACCUGUCUCAGCUGCCUGUGUGUUUGUGUUGUGCUGUAACAUGUAAGCCUGUCUUGUACCAGCUAGAUGUUCGAAGUGCGUGGCGAAGGCGCCCGCCAAUAUUGACGUCCGCUGUAUGUAAUAAUUUACCCCUGUAACGACUAUUAUAUUACUAUAGUGAAAUGUAUUGUUUUAGUGA